This is a messenger RNA of Astrephomene gubernaculifera, 5078 nucleotides long. Lineage: Eukaryota; Viridiplantae; Chlorophyta; Chlorophyceae; Chlamydomonadales; Astrephomenaceae. The record is from the annotation of a GenBank genome assembly.
CCCGAUUAGACCUGGUCCAACUUGGGUAUACAAAAUAAUUACGCCGUACGGUACUUGUAGUGGUAUAGCCCCUUGACAAUUUCAUCACUGUCUCACAGCACUAUUGCUUUGUCUUGGAGCCUUGACAUGUAGUAGCUUAAAACUUCGUUAAAAGUGCGUUUGUCCCGAUAAUGCUUCUCCCUUGAGUUUGGAGGGUGGACUAGCUGAUUAGGACCACCAUGGACGACGGUGAAUCAAUUAGCGUUAGGUUUAGACACACUGCUGGAGACCUCGGGCCGUUUACGUUUACAGAAGCGUCUAGCGUGCAGGCGCUAAAGGACAAGGUGUUUGCAGAGUGGCCCAAAGAUGGCCUAUGGUCAAAGGAACCCCCUGGGCAGUCCGCUGACGUUCGGCUUAUUCUGUCGGGGAAAUUCCUGGACAGCGCGAAGCAGCUUAGAGAGUACAAGCGAGAUAUGGGGGAGGUCAAGCCCGACACCGUGGUGACCAUGCUCGUGCACAUCAGGCCGCAACCACCUCCAACUAAGCAGCAAGGGAUACAAACGCCGCAAAAGCAGGAGCAGAAGCAGGGUUGCGGGUGUACGAUUUCAUAAGGCGCACCAGCGCGACGCGUGGACUGGCAGCCGCAGCUACGUGGCCCUAGGGACCUGCAGGUUACGCCCCGCAUGCCGCUAGCAGGCAGCGGAGCAAGCAGCACGGGGGUAGCCCGGGACUCGGCAACUAGGAGGGCGAGCUUCACUGAUGCAGGGUUCAGCCCUUUGCAGCACGGACUGGGCAGAUACAUUUAAGACAUGACUGACGCGUGGCGCAGCAUGCACAGCUUGAUACGACCGCGCUACGCAUGUUUACACCGCCUUGGAGAAGGUGGGGAUUAGCAGACUUGUGGACGCGGACCAAGGACCUAUUAGGUGGAGCGUGUGGGCAGACAAUUCAGGCUGUGCCUGUGGGCACCAGCUCGAGUGCUCAACCCUCCUUAACCCCAAUUAGAGUAUUCAUUGUGGGCCUCGCCACAGGUGUGAGGUCGUGAACCGGUGGACGAGCUAGUUGACGUGCACCUGGCACCUGGGGGUUGUCUAGAUCGUCUGGGAGCAUAGACCGCAUGCAUGGUAGGUGGCUACUGUACCCCAGAGUAGCCGAUGGGAAGGGUGGUUGACAAGCAGAAAUUGUCGUGAGGUACGGAGGUGCUACAUAGGCCAUGUGCCAUGGGCUACCGCUGAUGAGAGAGUUACUAGUUCAGUCGGAUGGGGGUUCCUGCCUCCAGGGCCUGAACCCUAGCUAAGGGUGGUUGUGCGUGAUGUUACCGUUUAUGAGUUUGGACUGUUGGGGCCACCGACGGUUCUUUAUCUUAGUUAAAAACAACUUGUUCUGCUUGAAGCACUCCCUACUAUUUGCUGACCGAGGGCAUGCCAUGGGUAAGAGAGGUUGAGAGGGUUUGCUUCCCUGCUUCGGCUGGCACCCAAGACUAGAACAUUUGGAGGAAGUUUUUUAUUCAGGCAUAUAGCUGUUUCUAUAGGGUUCUUGCCCAAUCUAUUGACCGCCUUGAUCAGCUUAGAGAUGGAUGCACGGCACCGACGGCCGGCGGACGUAAAAACCCUGCAACGUUAUGUAACAAAUCCUGGAUGCAUAUAUCAUACUUUAUUAUCUCUAUCCUCUGGACGCAUCGCACACUUUCUUGGCUAUUAAGUUCGCAGAGAGCUUUUGUGCUGAUUGCCCGGUCUUCGGCGCCGGCUAGUGAGCCCUAGCAAACGUAAAAGCCCGAACAAACAUUAGCAAUGUCAGCGCUGGUUGCUCAGCGAGCUGUGGUAUUGGGGCAGGCUUCUAGACGCCCGGCUUGUCAGAGGCAUCAUCCAUUUACCCCUUGCAAGCAGUCGCCUCUUGCCGCGCGGUCAUGGCGGCGAGUCGCUUGCCAGUCAGCAGAGAACUCGCGUGUUGAGGUUGCGACUGCUGAUGCGCCCGUUAGCAACGGUGUCGUCCAGAAUGGAGCAGAGCCCCAGCAAGCGAUGCAAGCAAGCAACGGGACAGCGGCCGCUGCUGUGGCAGCAACUCCCGCGCCUCCAGCUCAAGUGGGCGUCAAGAUUCAGCCUGCGCUUAUAGCUGUGGGCCUGGGUCUAGCCCUUCGCUUCCUGGUGCCCAUUCCAGCGGGCAUCACGGCACAGGCCUGGAGCCUGCUGUCCAUCUUCGUGUCCACCAUCCUGGGUCUGGUUCUGGACCCGCUGCCGGUGGGCGCCUGGGCCUUCAUGGCGGUCACGGUGGCGGUGGCAACAAAGACACUCACCUUUGCGGAGGCCUUCGCGGCCACCACCAACGAGAUCAUCUGGCUCAUCGUGGUGUCGUUCUUCUUCGCAAAGGGCUUUGAGAAGACGGGUCUGGGCGAGCGCAUCGCCACCCUCUUCGUCCGCGCGCUGGGCCACUCCACGCUGGGCCUCUCCUUCGGCCUCAACGUGGCGGAGGCGCUCAUGGCGCCCGCCAUGCCCUCCACCUCGGCCCGCGCGGGCGGCAUCUUCGUGCCCAUCAUCAAGAGCCUGGCCGCCACCGCCGGCAGCCACCCGGGCGACGACAGCCGCCACAAGAUGGGCGCCUACCUCAUCAACUCGCAGUUCCAGACCGGCAUCCACUCCACCUCCUUCUUCCUGACGGCCAGCGCGCAGAACCUGCUGUGUCUGAAGCUGGCGGGCGAGCUGGGCGCGGUGGUGCCCAACCAGUUCAUGACCUGGGCGGCGGGCGCCUUCGUGCCGGCGGCGGUGGGCAUGGUGCUGACGCCGCUGGUGCUGUACAAGAUGCAGCCGCCGACCAUCAAGGACACCCCGGAUGCGCCCGCAGCGGCAGCGGAGCGGCUCAAGGCCAUGGGCCCCAUGUCCCGCGACGAGACCAUCAUGGCCGCCACCAUGGGCGCCGCGCUGGUGAUGUGGAUGUUCGGCGAGCAGCUGGGCAUCACCCCCGUGCUGGCGGCCAUGCUGGGGCUGUGCGGGCUGCUGUGCACCGGGGUACUCACCUGGCGCGAGUGCCUCAGCUACACGCCGGCGUGGGACACACUGUGCUGGUUCGCGGUGCUGAUCGGCAUGAGCGGGCAGCUCAACAGCAUGGGCGUGAUCAGCGUGUUUGCGCAGGCGAUGGGCAAGCUGCUGACGAGCCUCAACAUGGGCUGGAUGCCGCUGUUCGGCCUGCUGCACGUGGCCUUCUACGGCAUCCACUACAUGUUCGCCUCGCAGACGGCGCACGUGGGCGCACUGUACAGCGCCUUCUGCGCCAUGAUGUUGGCUGCGGGUGUCCCCCCCGUGCUGGCCGCCAUGUCUCUCGCCUACUCCAUCAACCUCUUCGGCUCCAUCUCGCACUACGCCAGCGGGCAGGCGGCCGUGUUCUACGGCUCCGGCUACCUGCGGCUGAACGAGGUGUUCGGCAUGGGCGCGGUGUGCGGCUGGGGCGGCCUGGCCAUCUGGGCCGUUGUGGGCAUGCCCAUCUGGAAGAUGCUGGGCUGGUGGUAAUGUAGCAGCGGGUUAGGGGAGGAGCAGCACAGCAGGGGGAGGGGGAGGAGGCUGGAAAGGUGCUAGGGCUGCGGUGAAGAGGAAAUGGUUGAGAAGGUGUAGGCUUUCUUUGGAAGCUGAUGGAGGCUUUAGGGGUGGAGCGUGUUGAGAAACCUGUGAGCUGGAACGCCGGUGUGGCUGUCUUAGCGGGAGUACUUCGGUGGUUGCGGGGGGUUGCUGGCAGCGCUGCCUGCCGGUGGUUGGCAGGGUUGCUGCAGCGGUGAUGAAACAACCUAGUCUGCAGCUGUAUUACACUACUCGUAUGUGGGCUGCUGGGGCCUGAGCUCCUCCUCCUCUUGUUUGCAAGAGGAGGGACGGGGACAGGCCGCGAAGACGCCUCUCGAAAAGAGACCUCUUUUGAUGUGAUAGCGGGGCCCAGAUUGGCCGCUGGAUUCCCCUUCUGGUGGUUUGUGAAGUCGUCUAGUGAGCAGGAGAGGAGCUGGAGCGGUGAGAGCGCGAGAGGGGUGUUUGGUGUGCUGUUUGAGACCCAGGCCCCUCAAACAGCAAGCGCGUCAAGAGCGGGGAUGCGAGUGCAUGCGUGCGUGCGGCUUUGUGUGGAAGCUUAAGCGUUGUGAGCAACUCAAGCGCGAUGACCGGGUCGUUCGGUUUUUUUCAACUCGAACAACCGGAUCUGGGUAUCAUGCGUUCGUUGCCGCUUGUAUGCGAGGAUGUGUGGCGUGUGUGUGCGUGGCCUUGUGUCCGCAAGUUGGCUUAUCUGUAUGUGUGUAUGUCUGGCAUUAGGCGUGUGCAAUCAUGGUGUGUACGGUACUCGGUCAAAGCGGCUUCCGCGCACUCGCUGCCUGGGGUCGGCUUUGUUAAUAAGGUCGGCCUCUAGGUUGCGUUUGCCGUCUUAGUCGUCACGGUAAAAAUCUCUUGGCUCUUUCCGCCACGUAACCUUGCUGAAUGUGGUCGUUUAGGCCGUAUUAUCAAAGUGUGUGUUCGUACGGUGUGGGAAAUGCCGUACGUUAAGGUCAAAACACGUAUGCUGCACAUUGCCGCUUGUAUCGUUUCGCAGCUCAGUCGCUUAUGAAUUAAGACAAACGUUACACGCUUCAGGUGCUUCUGUACGGCACUCGUGUGCGUCUAUAGUUGUACGGCAGGGCUUGCAUGUGCCUAUGUAUGUGGGCACACACACAUGCAUCCGGCCUGGGUCUGAUGUUGGGAAUGUGGUUGUCUUGCCGAAAGUACGGCACAUGUGAGGUACGGCGUGCGUGGCGAGCGUGACAAUGUCUUUGCCGAGGCCACCCGCCCUACUCGCUAGCCUCGUGCGCAGCAACGCGCCAUGCUUGGGGCACAGGUACCGGUAGGGCGGCCUCGUCCUCGCUUUGAGCGGUCUGGGGUAUGCCCCUUGUUACAUGUUCUCUGUUUAUGAAUGCGACAACCCGGAAGUCGUGCGGUUCUUGACCGUGUUGGCUGCGUAUGGAGGGCCGCGGGCAGGUGCAUGUGGGCAGAUCGCAGAUGUCACCGCCUGCCUUGGUAGUGGGUGGUAGGCAUUGGUGGUAGUUUCGCCGUGAAACAAGGCAUGGGUUAGGGGUUGAUAGCUGUGUAAGGUGUGCCUUC